CAGUGGUGGUGCAAAGCAGACGAGUCGCCUCUUAAGGCUGGUCGGACGCGCCCGCGCAGCCAGUUGCCGAUCCGCGCGCGACCGCCGUGUUGCCGUCUUCCGUAAACAGGCCCAUGUGGUGAUGACAAGUGUAAACAUUUACGACACAUUUACAGUGUGCAAGUGAAAGUGUUCAAGUUUUUUGGAAAUUUCAAUAUAACACGAUGGCUAGACUACAACACCUGCUGAUUGCCGCUGUAGCCAUCCAAGUCUACGUCAACGCUGCUCCCAGUGACGUCAGCAAGCUUGAAGACAUCGCCAAAGUCGAGACAGCGAGUGCUGAUACAACUCCAGCCCCACUAGAAGAAAGCACAAUUGAAAGCACAGACACCUCGGGCCAGAGACAAAAACGCUGGUUCGAUUUCGGAGCAUAUGGAGUUCCACCAGUAAUCAGCCCUGCAUAUUCUACCUAUGUCAAGAGAGACGAAUCACUAAGUACUGGCGUCUAUGGUUUAGUAGACGAUCCACUGUCACACGUAUACAGAAGGCUGCAAGACAUCGCGUCCGCAGCUAGACAACCAGCAUUCCCACCAUCUUUCCCACCAUCGUUCCCUAUUUAUCUACCAGUUCUUUAUUUACCUCAACCUUGCAAUUGCAACCAGCAACCUCCGCCGACCAACAACCAGAAUGGGAGCCAGCCUAACAGUAUAAACACUAGAUUCCCCGAAAUGGAAGACACGCGACAGAACUGGGGAUACGUAGUCAGUGACGACGAAGACAGAGAUGAUGGAGAGGAUGUUAGAAGGCCGAUAAAUUUUGACGUUAUUCUACCGAACAACACUGCAACUAGGAGGCCUCCUCCAGUUGAGCACGGGACCGUUCAAGGAGACGGCACAUUGAAUAGUAUUCCUCCUGCAGCUCCACCAACUACAUUUCGUCCAUCAACUACGAGAAGGCCGCCUCAGAACGCGCCAAAAGAGGUCUCCUCAAACCAACUGCCGACUAACUGCGAUGCCGCGGUCCUCAGUUGUUGCCACCGGCCAGAGAUUACUUUCGAGUGCUUCACAACGCAAGGCUGUCCAGACGUAGGUUCCUAUGGGAACCCCUGCGAACCCAAAGUUAUUCUCAGAGUAAUUGAAAGGUUCCAGAAGUUUUACCAGGAUAGGAUUGGUUAAGUGAUCAGUGAUGUGAUGUAGUUCUAAAUUAUUUAUGUACAGUGCAAUAAGUAAUGCGAAUAUUUAUAGGAAAAAUAUGUGAAUAAGCACAUUAAUCGUACAUCUGCCUGCGAUUAAAUAAUUUUUUCGGAUAAAAUGACUGUAAGUAGUCGUACCUUAAAGAAUAAUACUGUUGUUGGUGUUUGUUGGCUAAGUGCGUUUUCAAAUUAUCUGAUCCGAUAUCGGAUGUCGGACCGAUAUCCCAUACAUUACAGGCGCCAUCUUGGAUUUUUUCCAUUGAAAUCCUGCCGACAUCCGAUAUCGGAUCGGAUAAUGUGAACACGGACUAAGGUUAUAAAGAAGGUAUCCAUUUAUUUCUGUCCGGAUGUAUAAAACUUUAUUGCAAUAAACGUUAAUGGCACUAAAACAAAUGUGACGGUUAAAGGCGUUAAAGCUUAAGCGCCUGCAGCAU
Messenger RNA from Leguminivora glycinivorella, 1605 nucleotides. RefSeq lists its product as uncharacterized. The coding region runs from base 204 to 1154 and encodes 316 amino acids. Lineage: Eukaryota; Metazoa; Arthropoda; Insecta; Lepidoptera; Tortricidae. The transcript has 2 exons. The record is from RefSeq and is a predicted model, not a curated record.